Messenger RNA from Symbiodinium necroappetens, 3354 nucleotides. Lineage: Eukaryota; Dinophyceae; Suessiales; Symbiodiniaceae. The record is from the annotation of a GenBank genome assembly.
AUGAAGCCGUUGGUGCCACGAGCCCCUGAUAGGGUUGAGCGCAACACUCCAUCGUCCUUGCGUGCAUUCAGGAUGCGAAAUCUGCAGCUGACCCGGGCCAACACACAGUUCUGCGAGAUGACAGACUUGGACUUCACUGCAGCUGCGUCCGAAGAUUCCCAAGAAGUUCACGAGGCCGAGCCCCUUCGUGACGUCCCGAGCCUGCAGGCGCUUCUGCAGACUCGAGAGGGUCGCCUGACGAAGCGUCAUGCAGCGGCGCUUCGCUGGGCUAAGGGCGAGGCACUGGACAGGCUGGGAGCAGCAUACGCAGCUUGGAGAUGCAUUGGGCUAGGCACGGUAGGAGGAAGAAGGGUGCAGUGGAACAUCACUGGUGUCAACUUCCUUGGUCGAGAGAGCAAGGAAAGCCCAUGUUCUGCAGCAGGCGAAUGCGCAGGCGAUCGGUUGGAGCCUGGACAUUCAUCCAGAAGAACAUCCUACUGGGGAUUUCAAAGUGGACGGCGAGGUCCAUCUGCAGAUGCAGGCCCAGACGAAAUCCUGCAAGAGAAUGCUUUAAAAACUUUCGACAAGGAGCUGCCACAUUGGUUACACCGGAUCGCCGCAAAGGCUUCGGAGCCUUUGGCAGCCAGACUGUCUGCCCUGCCAGCCGUUGGUGCUGCGAGCCGUGUGAGCACACUUCGGCGGGAAUUUCAGCGUGUGGGCGGACAGGUGACUUUCGUUGAUGACCACAACCCGAAGAAAGCAUAUCGAAAGUGGCAGGAGUUGCACCACGAGGUUUGCCACGUCUUGGGCUUUGAGCUGCCAGCGUGGCGCCUACGACGAAAGAGCGCGUGGGAAGAAGCCGCCCUGGAUUUGCCACUGUGCCCCGAGCUUUGGGUGGACGAGGCAUGGCCGCCAUGCAAGCUUGCACCGAGCUUUCGAGGACGUGUCGUGCCAGUUUGGUCCGCGGCUGGAAAUGCCCGCAACGGGGAGAGAUCGCUGAUGAUCCUUCAGGGGAGGAUCGUGCGGAGCUUCCCAACGCGACAGAUCAAAGCGUUGAUCGGCCACGAACUGGGCCGGAUGGCAUUCGCCCUUCUGACAGGGCCAGGACUCAAGGCGUGGGCUGGACGACUCUCCAAGGUCGUGGUGGGCCAGAAGCUCCUUGAAGGGGUACAAUCCAUGAGUGGGCAUCCAGGCCGUGGGCUCUUCGACUUGAUAGGAGGCUCCCGACGCUCGCUCUUUGGCUUCGAUCCCUUUGGCCGACAGUCGCGAAGCUAUUCGCUUGGCACCAUCAAUCUGAGCCUCUUUGGCGGCCGAGGCCGCUCAGAUGGAGGCCAUGCCCAGGAUGGAGCAAGCGUCCUCCAGGGACCACAGCUCUCAAGCGGCAUUGUACGUCCCAUCAUGGAGAUGCUGGCUGUUGAUAUGGUCGUGAAGCAUGCAGCUCCCCGCGUCCUUCGUCCGAUCAUUUGGCUUGGGGUGCUGGCCCGUGGAGGGCCGGAGUCAAUGAUGGACUCCAUUCGGCAAGGCAUGAACGGGCUUGCUCUUCCAGGCUUGCAGCUGUCGGGCCAUCGCCGACCUGCAUUUUGGGCUCCGAUGGUCUCCCUGAUGGCGCCUUUCAUGCAUAUCCUGGUGCAACUCGGGGCUCUGCGCAGCGCCAGCGCAGUCAUUGCCAGCUGUGGACGUUCUUCUGUCAUCACCGCAGACCGAGCCGCCGCUCUAUCAGCCGGAGAUGCAGAGGACGCCGCUGCUGCUAUACUGCGGGUAUAUGGGCAAAUGCCGAUGGAGUCCGCAAGAGGAGAUGAACUGGAGGCUUUGCUGGACGAGGCCGCUGACAGCGCCCGGCGUCAGAAAUGGACCUUGCGACGAGAGGCACUGCUACAACGCUGGUCCCUGCCGGCCCCAGAGGAGCGGGUGCGGGAGCUGCUGCGAUGGAGUGAAAGCAGUACUGGGAAAAGGCUGCUGGCACUCGCCGAACUGCGACGGGCAUCAUACACCUCCUCGCUUGGAUGGUGGCACUGGUGUUGGUCGCAGAGCUCUGAGUCCUCCUGGAUGUCGGCCUUCGCGUGGCAGCAGCUAGCAGCUCGAGUGUUGGUGGUUGCCGGUCCUCGUGGCUUUGCCCUUCUUUUCACGGGUGGACUUGGUCCGAUGGGCAUCGAUGUGUACGCUUGGUGCCAUGGCCCCGGGUUAUGGCAGUUCAGGCGCCGUGUGCUGGAGACGGCUGCCACAAACACGUCAGCAGCCGGGGGCCAGACCGGGGAGGCGUCCAGAGCUUGGUCCCAAAGCAAUUGGUUCAAAGAGUAUCGGAACUCUGGCUGCUGGCGAAGUCUGGAUGAUCUGCAGAGCCUUGCCAGCAGAACUGAGAGUUAUGCGGAAGAAACAGGACCACGCUCUGAAGCGUUCGCAGUGGAUUCUAGUGAUACUGUAGUGGCUUCCUUUUUCGGAACAGGUCCUGACAGACAUGGCGUGGUCGUCUGCAAAGUCGCGGAUGAGAGAGCAAGCAGCCGCUGCGGCCAGGCGGAAGAAGCCUUGCAGCUGCUGCAACGUGCAGCUCAGCGGCUGCCUCUGGACGCUGCAGGUGAUGGUGUUUGGUUGGCCUGUGGUGGACUUUCGGAGGAGCUUCCGCGAACGGCUUGGACAAUUCGGUCCGGGCACGACUAUGCCAAGGAGCUUCGGCUUCUGCAGAACCUUUUCUCGGUGGCUUCAAGGGACUCCAGCAGCGUCGCUGAUUUCAUGGAAUCCUAUGGAAAGGAGGAGCUCCCGCGCUCCAGCAAGUGGCUGAAGAUCGCCGGAGGUCAGAAGGCCCAAGUCCUGAAGGUGGCGGCAGAUGCCAGCCCUGGAGGACUGGCACUGGAGCUGGGCCUCUACUGCGGCUUCUCUGCUCUCCACCUGAGCUCUUCGAAAAGGGUCGUUUCCGUAGAGGCCGACCUCGCUCAUGCCCUCAUCGCAGAGACCCUUCUGAACUUUGCGGGCAUUGCACAUCAGGUCGAGAUUGUGGUUGGACAUACCGAGGACGUGCUUCCAUGGCUGCUGGGUGAAAUGCAGCGACGCAGCCGGGCUCAAGGCCAGCUGAACAUCGGCUUUGUGUUCAUGGACCAGCGCGGGUCCAGGUAUCACACAGAUCUUGAUGUGCUGCUGCAGUCGGAAGUUCUGCAGGAUGGAGCCGUUGUUGUGGCAGACAAUGUGUUGAAGCCGGGUGCACCCUGCUUCCUGUGGGCUCUUGCCGUCCACCCUGCGUUCACCACAGACGUUCUUGAAGUGGCGGAGCCCGUUGUCUACAACAGUCUGCAAUAUGCAUCAUCACACCAGAACAUAGGCUGCAGAGCUAAUUGUUUCAUAUACUCAGAGAAUCUGAUGGAGCAGUGUAGUCGUAUGCUAUGA